Lathyrus sativus (Indian pea) is the source of this 2028-nucleotide messenger RNA. NCBI's taxonomy places the organism in Eukaryota, Viridiplantae, Streptophyta, Magnoliopsida, Fabales, Fabaceae. The record is from the annotation of a GenBank genome assembly.
AUGUUUCCUCUCUUAUUCCUACUCCUAAAACUACAAAUCUUCCUCAUACAUGCUUCUCAAUCUCUCCCUGAACUUAACACUCUAAUUGCCAUCAAAGAAUCUCUAGACCCAGAAAACCGUGUGUUAUUCUCAUGGAACACUGAUUCUGACCCAUGUAGUGGAACUUUUGAAGGUGUUGCUUGUAAUGAACAAGGUCUUGUUACUAAUAUUUCACUUCAAGGAAAAGGCUUAUCUGGGAAAAUACCUUCGGUUAUUGCUAGUCUUAAGAGUUUGACUGGUCUUUACCUUCAUUUCAAUGCUUUGAAUGGGAUUUUGCCUAGGGAAAUUGCAGGUUUAUCUCAGCUUAGUGAUUUGUAUCUUAAUGUUAAUAAUCUUUCUGGUACUAUCCCUCGUGAGAUUGGUAACAUGUCAAACCUUCAAGUUUUGCAGCUUUCUUAUAAUGAGCUUAAUGGGAGUAUACCUACCGAGCUAGGAAGAUUAGAGAGGCUAAGUGUUCUUUCACUCCAAUAUAAUCACUUACGCGGCGCAAUUCCUGCAAGUUUGGGUGAGCUAGAGUCACUAGAAAGAUUGGAUCUCAGCUUCAAUACCCUUUUUGGUCCAAUUCCAGUAACAUUGUCUUAUGCACCUAAACUACAGACUCUUGAUGUUCGAAACAAUUCACUCUCCGGAAACAUCCCUCUAGAUUUGAAAAGACUAGAAGAAGGGUUCAAGUAUUCGAACAAUCGUGGUUUAUGCGGAACUGGAUUUGCCAAUUUAGAUUCUUGUCAAAUAGUAAGCAAUUCAGAUCCAAUUAGACCUGAACCAUAUGUACCUACAAAGAAUUCUACAAUUGAUUAUCCGACAUCGCCUGAACAAACGGCUAAAAACUGCAGCAAUGCUGAUUGUAGAAGGCGCUCAGAAUCUUUGAUAAUUGCUUUGAUUUUUGUGAUGAUUGGUGUUAUUUUUGUUUCUUCUGUUACGGGGCUAUUUCUGAUCUUACGAUACCGUCGCCAGAAACAGAAAAUUGGAAACACUGGUGAAAUUUCUAAUAGUCGUCGGCUUAGUACUGACAAGAUCAAGGAAGUGUGCAGGAAAAACGCGUCGCGGCUUAUAAGUUUGGAGUAUUCCAACGGAUGGGAUCCGUUAUCCAGAAAUCUCAGUGGUUACUCACAAGAAUUUCUUGAAAGCUUUAUGUUUAAUCUUGAAGAAGUAGACCGUGCAACUCAGUGCUUCUCGGAGCUAAAUUUAUUGACGAAGAACAAUAUUUCGGCCAACUAUAGAGGAAUCUUGAGAGACGGAUCUGUUGUGGUUAUAAAGUGCAUUGCCAAGACAAGCUGCAAGUCUGAUGAAACUGAGUUCUUGAAAGGCUUGAAGAUAUUAACUUCUUUAAAGCACGAUAAUCUGGUUCGGUUGAGAGGCUUCUGCUGUUCGAAAGGCCGCGGGGAGUGUUUUCUGGUUUACGAUUUUGUUUCAAACGGGAGUUUGUCGAAGUAUCUUGAUCUUAAAAGAGGAAGUGAUGAGGUACUUGAAUGGUCCACUAGAGUUUCCAUAAUCCAUGGUAUUGCCAAAGGUAUUGGUUAUCUCCAUGGAAAAAAAGGAAGCAAGCAUUAUUCACUAGUUCAUCAGAGUAUAUCAGCUGAAAAAGUACUUCUCGAUUCUCGGUACAAUUCCUUACUUGCAGAUUCAGGAUUGCACAAACUUCUUGCAGAUGAUGUUGUUUUCUCCACCCUCAAAGCUAGUGCUGCAAUGGGGUACCUGGCACCAGAAUACGCGACAACAGGUCGUUUUACCGAAAAAAGUGAUGUCUAUGCUUUUGGGGUGAUAGCUUUCCAACUUCUCAUUGGAAAACAUGAUAUCGCCCUAUUAAGUCGGCGAUGGGAAGAAACUGGAUGUUUGAAAGAUAUUAUCGAUGAAAAUCUUGAAGGUAAGUAUUUAGAAUCCGAGGCAGAGAAAUUGGCGAGACUUGCUUCGGUUUGCACCAAUGAAUCUCCUGAUCUCCGGCCGCAUAUGGAGGAUAUAAUGAUAGAACUGAGUGACGAUAAGUGGUAA